AUGUUCAACAGCAGGAUCAUUGUUCGCCGGUUCACAGACCAACUCACUGGAGCUGAUAACCUGGAGCGGUCGACCAAAGCCGCACAAGCAGAAAUUGAUGAAGAGCACGAGAUGAGAGAGCGCCAACGCCUGGAGCUGUUCUUCAAGAGCCCCGAGAAUUCGGUUGCCCUGCAAGAGACGAUUGACAAGUUGACAGAAAGCGCAAAACCGUCAAUGAUGCAACGCAUCGGCAUAUCAACCAAGUCUACAAAGACAAAAACAAUCGAAGUGCUUACGGAUGCAGUACAAGGAGACUUUGAAAGUCUCAAAGCGUCAAUUGACAACCUGGAGAAGGAGUGGAAGGCAAAACACGGACGCGCAGCGAAGACUUACGGAGAUAUCGCAGAAACGCUGUCAAAGGCAAUCACCAGAAUUUCAGAAAAGGUCACGACAUGCUCUGGGUUCCUCGAGAUCAUCAGAACACCGCGGAUGAGAGCAAAACUAGCAGACAUCUACGCCCGCAUGUUAGGGGUAGCAAUAAUAAAAUCUUCCGCUUAUGCUCUAUCUCGUGGCUAUCGCGAUUACAAAUACAGAAUGUAG
Fusarium vanettenii 77-13-4 is the source of this 579-nucleotide messenger RNA. RefSeq lists its product as uncharacterized. NCBI's taxonomy places the organism in Eukaryota, Fungi, Ascomycota, Sordariomycetes, Hypocreales, Nectriaceae. Bases 1 to 579 code for a protein of 192 amino acids. The transcript is spliced from 4 exons. The record is from RefSeq and is a predicted model, not a curated record.